Paramuricea clavata is the source of this 846-nucleotide messenger RNA. The record is from the annotation of a GenBank genome assembly. NCBI's taxonomy places the organism in Eukaryota, Metazoa, Cnidaria, Anthozoa, Malacalcyonacea, Plexauridae.
AUGUUGGAUAUUCAGAAUGAAAUUGAACAAGCCGACUUAGAGGCCCAAAUUAUUGACUAUGACGAGUGUCCAGAUGCCUGCAAUGUGCAACCACCGACAGGUAAGCUUGAUCCCAAUCCCAAGGAGGGUGUACAAAUGGACACCAAAGGCCCCCUUUGUACAAGCAUUGUCAGACCAAAACAAAGUACCGAAAACAACAUGAUGGAAACUCGCAGCAGUAUCAACUUGGGUAGAACUGAAAAUCAAAUACCCCCCAUUCGCCCCAUGCUAUUACCUGACACUAUUGUUAGCAACGAGUCAAGCGCCGGGUUAAAUGUGAAAAACGACCACAAUGAUUUACAGCAGCUGGCUAUGACGAUCAGGCAAGGUUUUGUUCUUCCGAAGCCCGACUUACCGAAGUGCGAUGGGAAUCCUUUGAAUUAUUGGGGAUUCAUUAGAUCCUUUGAGAAUACGAUAGAGCGUAACACCUUCAAUGAAAACGAGAACCUGAUGUAUCUACUCCAAUACUGCACAGGAGAAGCAAAUAAAGUCAUUCGUAGUUGUGCUAUGAUGGAUCCAGCUGAAGGUUAUAAAGCUGCGCGUAAGCUGUUGAAAGAAAGAUGUGGUCACCCCUAUAAAAUUGCCAUGUCCUGUAUUCGUAACGUAAUAAAUGGGGUUCAAAUUAAGGCUUCAGAUAGUGCUGGUCAACUAGCCUUUGCAGAUCAGUUGAUGGAGUGUGAAACCAUCUUGGACGCAAUAGGUUAUCUUGAUGAAGUCAACAGCUCCGACAAACUAAGGCGAGUCGUUGAACGCUUGCCUUACCAUAUGAAGUCGAAGUGGCUGGAAAGGGCUCAAGAAUUGUUGUAG